This is a messenger RNA of Clarias gariepinus (North African catfish), 1122 nucleotides long. RefSeq names its product succinate receptor 1-like. Gene Ontology annotation, molecular function: G protein-coupled receptor activity. Bases 1 to 1122 code for a protein of 373 amino acids. Gene Ontology annotation, biological process: G protein-coupled receptor signaling pathway. NCBI's taxonomy places the organism in Eukaryota, Metazoa, Chordata, Actinopteri, Siluriformes, Clariidae. The record is from RefSeq and is a predicted model, not a curated record. Gene Ontology annotation, cellular component: plasma membrane. The transcript is spliced from 2 exons.
AUGUCUCACACUCCUCCCGGCUUCAGCCCCAAUCCACACUCUCCUGCUCCUAUGUCAUCCCCUACACAGAAAUCAGUCACAGUCACUACUCCUGCACUUCCAGCAAUCAACAUCUCAGUGGAUCAGGUGAAGCAUGGCCUCAGGAAGAUCAGCCCUACAAAAGCUGUGGGUCCGGAUAAGAUCAAUCCGAGAGCAUCCAACUGUCACAAUAUCACCGAUCUAUUACACACACACUACCUCUCACCCCUGUAUGCUUUGGAGUUUGCCAUUGGCUUCCCCUGCAACCUGUUUGUGGUCCUGUUCUAUGUGUUCUGGCUGCCUUCUUGGAAAUCUAUAAAUGUGUACAUGUUUAAUUUGGCAAUUUCUGAUUUGAUACUCUUAUGCACCUUACCAGUGCUGAGCUACAACUACAUGCAUGACCAAAUAUUUUCACCUGUAGGCUGUGUGGUUACUCGCUACAUCCUCCAUGUUAACCUGUAUGCCAGCAUCCUCUUCAUGGUGUGGGUGGGUGUGGACCGAUUAUUACUGCUGUGGUACCCACAACGCAAUCACUUCCUUUUGUCUUGCAAGGCCUCGUUGUUCAUCAGCUUCCUGAACUGGAUCUGGGUGACUAUUGAGAUUACUCCUCUAAUCAUAUUUGUUAUUAAUGACCAAAAGAGAACUAAUUGGACCAAGUGCCAUGAUUUCGCUAGCAUGAAACCACCCAUCCCUGUUCUAGACUACUGCUUGUUACUCACCGCUGUAGCAUACGUGCUCCCACUACUGACCUUGUUUCUUUUAACAAGUAAGAUGAUUUCUCUGCUCAAGGAGAGAGAGCACGUGCUUGGGACAUCCUUUCAAAGGCCAGUGAACAUCUUGAAGACUGUGACUGUAAUGGGGCUGGUACUUUACUUGCCACUUCAUCUGAUGAGAACCAUGGCCCUCGCUUCACACUCUACUAAAUUGGAAAAGUGUACAAAAGUCUACAUCCAUGCUGCGUUCAUAAUAACAAGGCCGAUUGCAUUUUCUCACAGUCUCAUAAACCCUGUGUUUUAUGUCCUAAUGACAGAAAGGUUUCGAGAGAUCCUGCAGGACAAGUGGAGAAAGUUUGGAUACUUGACAAUAUGUAGAAGAUUGUCAUAA